Molecule: messenger RNA, 4735 nt
Organism: Ilyonectria robusta
Lineage: Eukaryota; Fungi; Ascomycota; Sordariomycetes; Hypocreales; Nectriaceae
Exons: 3
Coding region: 125-4621 (1498 amino acids)
Source: RefSeq, a predicted model, not a curated record
CUUCAAGGCUAGAUCUCUCGGUCUCUAUCGUUCGCUGGGGUGACCUCGAAUCAGCUCGUUGAUAUCCUGACCAUCGUUGUUUCUUCACCUUUUCCCAUUUUCAGCUCGGUCAGACGGCGAGACCAUGGCGGCACCAGACGCAGCCAUCUUCGGUCCCAACGUCGACGACGAGAUUAAUCGGACAUGGAAAGAAGUCGAGGACCGAGUGGUCCAAAUGGCUGGUGGCGAUCGAUCCAAGAUUAAGCAGCUCGGAAUCGACAACGUCCUGCAAUAUCUGGACCAGGCUCAAUCCAGCGACAAGAAAGCGGCCGAAAAAUACGGUGCCAUCAGAAACAUCUUCAAUCGGACCCUUCAGUGCAUUCAAACCGUUGGCGGUAUCGUCGCGGAUGGUGCUUCAUAUGCCUUCGCCCCAGCAGGAACCUGCUACAAUGCCUUGACAUUCGUCAUUCAAGCCUGGCAGGGGUAUGAGGGCAUCUUCGAGAGUCUGGCAUCACUCCUUGAGAAGUGCACCGAAUUCCUUGACCGUUUGAGCUACUACUCUGCGUCUGGAAUGGAUGCCAAGUUGACCAAAGUCGCCUGCCAGCACCUCCACAUCUUCGUCGAGAUUUGCGACCGGUCUCUCAGGCUCAAACUCAAGCGCAACAAAUUCGCCGCUUUCAUGAAGCAAAUGUUCCUCAAUGACGACGGUGUUCAGGACCUUUUGGGCGCCAUGAAGAACUUGGUCGACAAGGAGCGUGGCCUUGUAUCGGCUCAGACUUGGAAGUCUAGCAAUGAGGCUGCCACGAACUCGAGAGACGGUCUGUCAUUGACGCGCAAGGUGCACACCACGAUAGUGGAGGAGAAGAACCAAUUGAGGCAAGAGAAGGAACUGCAGAAGUGGAAACUGGCAAUUGUCAAAGCAAUGGAGUUCGAACCGAAAAUCCUUGAGCCUACCCAGGAGCCGUGGGAAAAGACCUGGAAGAGACACAGAUCAAAGAUUCUCGAGGGCAGUGGUGAAUGGCUCGUGCAAGACUCCCGCUUCCAGGCGUGGGCUACCGCAAACGACGGUUCCAGCCAAAUUCUUGGCCUCGAGGGCGAGGAUGGGGCGGGUAAAACCCUUCUGGCAUCUAAUGUCGUCCUUCAUCUACGCAAGAUGAAGACGAUUGGGGCUGCCGGUUCCCGAGCGGUUGUUGCCCACAAUUUCGUGGAAAAUGACUCCAAAUCAUCUGCCAAUCCCGACUCUGCAGUGGCUAUUUCAAGAAACCUCAUGUGCCAGCUUGCUCUUGGCGAUGAGCCCUUCUUGAAGAGCGUUGCUACAAUCUGCGAAAAGUCACAGUACUUUGAUAGUCCUCAAGACAUGUGGAGUCAGUUGCUCCUACAGAACGAGGACAUCGCCAACAUUGAUGUCACCUUCUUCCUCAUCCUUGAUGGGCUUGGCAGCAACAUCGAUGCAUUUACCCACAUCCUGCAGAACUUCUCAGACAAUGCACUGAUCCAGCGGACUCGUAUCCUACUCACGGGAAACCGAGAGAUGUUCGAUAGCAUCGAGAGAGCGGGAGGCUUGAAAGUAGAGAAGAUUGAACUGGGAGAGCCGAACAAGCAGGAUGUCGAACUGUACAUCAACAGCCGCAUGGAACAGAUGGAGAUUCUGAAAGACACGACACGGCCCGGGGUGUCAGAGAUGAGAGAAAAGAUCCUGGCCGUCCUUCAAGAAUCCACUGGGGGCGACUACUACAAAAUCGGCCGAGUCCUUGACAACAUCGCGAAGACAGACGACGUGGAGGAGAUCAACACAUAUCUCCAAGGCGCAGGCGAUGCGCGCCUCGACCAGAUCGAGGCUGAUAUCCAGAAGCUGAAUGAAACCCGUACUUCAAAAGAGAUCUCGGAGAUGAACGAAAUAAUCCUCUGGAUUUGGGCAGCACCAGUGUGGAUGACCCCUCUGGAAAUGGAAGGGAUCCUCGCGCUCAAAGCCGGCAAUGGGGGCGGCACAUCCCUCAUGUCGAUGGAGUCCAAGAUAAAGACCAAGUACACGAUCUUUAUGACUGAGUAUAACGCUGUCGACUUUAGGGUCAGCGAAAUGUUGGAGGAGAUUCCCCUCAAGACGAAAGAUACCGGCGAUGAGGCGAGCUCGAGUGGGUUGAAGGAGAUUCAGCCUGCAGAGAUCAACAUCAUCAAGCACUACUUGCGGACAGUGUGCCCCGAAGACCUCUACGCCAAAUUUGGGUUUGAGGAGUUUUUUGAUCUCAAGAUGCGGCGCAAGGGCAAUUACAUUCACCGAGAUCCCGACAACGGUCAUAUUACCAUCGUUUUGAGAUGCCUGACCUGUCUGGCGGAGGAACGAAAUGACAAGACGGAAGUGUUGAAAGAUCAUGCAAUUACGCAUCUUCUGUACCACUUGGACACGACUGACCUCUCCUUGGCCGAUCGUUCUCUCAAGGCCGAGGCUGGUGCUAUGCUUGUCAGGCUCUUCACCGAGAAGUUUGCCCUGGAUUCAUUCUUCGCAUUCACCACAAACGACCUGCAAACAGAGGAUGUCGAAUUCUCAAGGUUUGAGAUACCUGUUACAUGGAACUCCUGGGUAUUUGCCGACGAGGGCACAACGGCCGUCGCAAAAUGGUUCAAGGAUUCCGCAGUGAUUGAAAAGGUCAAGGACUCGCCCCUGGUUACCGCUUUCAACGCUCCAGGAGCGGAUCAUCACAAAGUUCUUUACGAAUCAGCCGUGAAACUGGUUGCAGAGAAUCUGUUUCAAACGGACACCACGAAGCGAGAAACCUUUCGCGCUUUCGUUUUUCUCCAUGCACUCAUCACAAAGAACGACCGAAAGAACCCUGACGAUGUUGACAAAGUUUUCGAGCCAACGGUUGAAAUGUUUGAGAUGGUCGAAAAUUGGUCCCAGGAGCUGCUUGGGGUCACCGACAAGGACUCGAUCUGGGAAGCCAAGGCUGCCACCCUGCUCGAUUACCUCCCCAGAGACAAGAUCCCCUCAGCGCUUGCCGAGGGUCGAGCCCGAAAGGCCAUGGAGCUUGACCCAACUAACUGGAGAGGUUCUUACACCCUGUCCCGAGUCGUCGAGUCCGGAGAAGAAGCAAUUACUCUCCUCGAGGGCGUGAUUGACCAGCGCAUGGCAGACUCCGAGUGGCUAGAAGACAAGCAGCACAAAGGAAUUCUGGCAAAAAUGAUCCUCGACCUUGGGGACAGAUACUGGGCAAGUGACGAGACUCAAGACAAAGCAAUGGAUGUAUACGCCAAGAUUAUGGAGAUUGACCAGUCUUACUCCAUCAUCAAAUCCUUCUCUCAAGUAUUGAUCAAAUAUGCAUCGAAGGAGAAGUGGGAUGCCGUCGUUGAAUUCCUGGAGGGACUACUCGAGCAGUCAGAGGAUGGCAAAAACAUGGCCGGAUUAUUCGUCGGUGGAGGUAUCGUGCACGAACCCCUGACAUUCUGCCCAUUUCUCAGCAGUCUCGUUAAAUCAGCGAAACGGUGGGACCUUCUCGAAACACUCCUGGCGAAGGCGAAGGAAAUUGACCGUGAAGAGAAGUUUGGCUUCUUGUUUCAGCAAGGAAAGCUUUUGGUCGGGCUCGAGGGCCACGAAGAUGCCGGUACUGCCGUCUGGGAGUCGAUGCCCGCCGCCAUUAACGAGGAGCAGAAGGACUGGGCCACCAGCUACAUAACUUCAUAUCUUCUUGCAACUUGGACUAAAUUGGCCAACGCGAAAGGGAUCACAUCAUCCGAGGCCGAGAGAUACUACAACAAAAUUGAAUCCUGGUACGGGAUGGUUGAAAAACUGGAAAGCUCCAGUUGGUCGGAAAAUGCUCUCGCCUUUGCUCAAUACCUCCGAUUACGAGGUGACCAGGUCCGGGCAAAGAAGGCUCUGAGGAAUUGUGCUAGAGAGUCACUCGAGAUGCUCUAUGAUGACGAUGUCGAGAACGAUAUGAGGUCCUUCUUCGGCCUUAGCAACGUGUUCUCCGCGAUGCGCGAUCACGCCAACAUCAAAGUCGCCUUUGACAUGGUGGGGCAGGUGCAAAAGUUGCAAUAUGCUGAGUACGAGCGGAAACUGGAGGUCUGGAAUAAAUCACAAAAGGUUGCGACGGAAGGCACACCAGACGACGGCGAGGCUGGGCAGCAAACCUCCAACCUUGCAGGCGACGAGAACAACGUCGUCACGAAGGCGGAAGACGAGAAGGGGGAAGAUAAGAAGGGAGAAGACAAGAAGGUGGAAGACGAGAAGGGGGAAGACGAGAAUGCAGCUGACGAGAACGCGGAGAAUAAGAAUGUGGAAGCUGAGGUUGCUGAAGAUGAGACUGAGACUGAGCCCGAGUCCGAGCCUGAGAAGCCGAACAUGGCCAUCGCAUUCUGCGACGGCCCCUGCGACACAUUGUUCGAAUCGCCACACGGUUUCUGGGUCUGCUUGACCGAGAGCGCCAUGACGCACUUGUGUGAUGAUUGCCACAAGAAGCUGUUGGCCGGCGAGUUCGAGCGGCGUGUUUGCGGCAAGGACCACGAGCUCUUCUACCUCGAGCCAGACGACGACGAGACACCGCCGGUUCCCAUGGGUUCCGUGCGUGUUGGGGAUAGGGUCAUCACCCUCGAGGAGUGGAAGGAGGAGAUCAAGGCGCAGUAUGUUGAGUUCGAGGAGGACAAGUAGCCAGGUUAAACUGCGUAAUAACUAACCCCUAUGAUUAUGAGUCUAUCGGACAUCUCGAGAUGUAAUUCGCAUCUGUAAACUACCAACCGAUCGGGAGUUGCGCCCAACUUAGGC